Messenger RNA from Patella vulgata (common limpet), 4295 nucleotides. RefSeq lists its product as uncharacterized. Gene Ontology annotation, biological process: G protein-coupled receptor signaling pathway. Gene Ontology annotation, molecular function: adenylate cyclase inhibiting G protein-coupled glutamate receptor activity. Gene Ontology annotation, cellular component: membrane. Lineage: Eukaryota; Metazoa; Mollusca; Gastropoda; Patellidae. The record is from RefSeq and is a predicted model, not a curated record. Bases 28 to 3348 code for a protein of 1106 amino acids. The transcript is spliced from 9 exons.
CCUUUCAUAGAAAGAAAUUGUUGAGGCAUGUGGAAAUUUGUACUGAUACUGACUAUUCUCGGGUUGUUACGGGAAACUGAAUCUUUGGAUGAGAUCCGAUAUCCUGAUGAUGCCAGUGUAUAUAUUGGUGGAUUUUUUAGUGUUUAUCUUCCUGGAUCCAGUGGUUGUUCCAGUACCGCUGAUCCAUAUUCUAUACAGGAAUUUGAAGCUGUGAGAUGGAUCAUAGAUAAAUUGAAUAACAACGCAUUUUUAAAUGGUUCCGACAAAAUAGGUAUACAUGCUUAUAAAACUUGUGGUAUACCGGAAAUGGCUACCUCAUCGGCCAUAGACUUAUCACAGACGUAUCCCAACACCUCCCAGUCAGCAUUUCUGUUUGCUUUACUGAGUCCAACAAAAAGUUCCGAGGCCAAACAUGUUUCUCGUCUGUUCAGUCUCCUACCCGAGAAAGAUCGUUUGCUCAUGUUGAGUUUUGGCGCCACAUCGACUAAAUUAGCAGACCAAUCUCUUUAUAAGAACUUUUUCCGAAUAACCCCACCUGAUAGCGUACAAGUUCAAGUAAUGUUGGAGCUAAUGUUGGAAUUGAAAUGGAACUACGUAGGAAUAAUUUAUGAAGAUGACGAUUAUGGUAAAGAUGCAGCUCAACUUCUGAAAACAUUGGCAUCGGAUAAAGGCAUCUGCGUUCCUGUUUACUCUUCCUUUAAUAACACAAAUAGUGACGAAAUGUUUGAACUAUUUGUACUGAAUGUUUUGAAUCAUAAACUAGGUGGCAUCAUUUAUAUUGGUUCCGGGAAUUUAAUUACGAAAUUGUUGGAAUUGUUACAGUCUUCGAGUUUAGUCCUUGACAUUGAAAUAAUUGUAUCAGAAUCCAAUAGACUCAACUCUCUUUAUUUUCGUAGAUAUGGGCAAGCAUACUUUCCCAUUUCUAGAGGAAUAUUGGUAACAAGUGCCCCUAAAAUUGAGUUACAGGAAUUCACUGAAUACUGGAAAAACAUAAAGAACAAAACAUUUUCCCAGUCGUGGAUUAGUGAAACAGGAGAUUCUGGGGUUCUGGAUUCUGAACAAUCUGUGUAUGUAAAUUACGCUGUGAAAGCAGUUUUGGUUUUAGCCAAUCUAUUGAAGAAACUGAGUCAAAAGCAUUGUGAUGGUAGCAACACCAUUUGUCCACAACUUCGUCAUUUAUCCAAACAAACAUAUAUUGAUGAAAUGGCCAACUUAAAAAUAAAUCUUACGGCAGAAUUUCCAUACACAUCCCAAAUGUUCCAGAAUACAUUAGCUGAGAACAUCACUUUCAAAGCCAACAGAGAAAUUAACUACAACUCAGAACCGAAUCAGCAAGAAUACGAAGUCUUUAACUUUCAACAAUGCACUAAACUUACAAACUGUAGAUUUGUAAAGGUUGGCGAUUACAGACUGGGGGUGAUGAGUCUACACAAAUCUCUCAUAAGUAGUUAUCCUAAGGAAGAGAGCCAAGGCCCAAACACCAGACUUCCAUCUGUCCAAUGUCCUAACGGGACCGACUGUAUAAAAUGUAUUCCGUCUGAUAUAUCUGACCAUGUGAUAUUUGUGGACGGGGAAUGGUAUGUUGUGGCGGUUGUCCCUGUGUUUGUACCUGAUGAAACAGAUACAUUACUCUGCACAAACACGAUACGAGAUUCUUUAGGAACUGACAUCGCUGAAAGCAUCAAAUUUGCUAUUGAGGAGAUUAACCACCCAAACAGCACAUUGAUAUCUUCUAAAAAGAAAGUAGGGUUGAUUGUGAUAAAUGGUUGUGCAUCUGAACUUGUAAUUAAAGACAAACUUUUACGUUUACACAAAGGAACUUAUGAACUCAGACCCGGAAUGAAUAGUUCAGAGAUUAAUCACAGAAUUCUUGGUUAUGUUGGAGGGAUGAGCAGUAGUAUGAGUGCGGCCAUGGCUGAAGUUCUGGCUAAACUUGGUUACGUUCAAGUAUCCUACGCCUCGACCAGCCCACUUCUUAGCGAUAGAACUCUGUAUCCCUACUUUCUGAGAAUACCUACUGCAGACGACCAACAAGUAAAAGUGGUAAUUGAUAUGGUUACCUCCCUUGAUUCAAACAUCAUCCAGGUUAUUUACACCGAGGGUUCCUAUGGAGAAGGUGCUUAUUCCACAUUGGAGAAACUUGGCAAGGACGCAGGAGUAUGCGUUAUAGGUCAUAAAGUUCCUGUAGCCACCGACUAUACGUUGUAUAAUGGUUUGCUGGCCAAGUUAAGGGAAACUCCACAAGCUAAGUUAGUGGUGACUUUUGUAAGGUCACAUGUUAUUGAGCAUGUAGUAAAAGCUGUGACUGAGAGAAUGGCGGAAAGUGAAUUCAUAUUUAUUGGAUCUGAAACCUGGGGAGGCAGAGAAAGCGUCAUUCCUGAACAACAACGCAAAGUAUAUGGUUCACUGAGCAUUGCUUUAGAGUUGCCUCCCAUUCCGGCAUUCAUCCCCUAUCUCACUAAGCAAAAUAUCAAUGACCAAUCUGAUCAAUGGCUCCGUCGCUUCUUAGAAAAAAGGGGAAAGUGCAUAUUCACCGGAAGUUUCCAAAGAGCUGGAAAAAACGAAGUCAAUGGUAAAACCAAAGAGUGUGACUUAGAAAGUUUAGUGAUGUCACUUUAUAACCAAUGGAUACCAUUUGCUGUGGCCUCAACAAAGGCUUUGGUUAAAGGCUUAGAAAAUGUUCUCAGUUCAACAACUUGUGGCCAGCCUGCAACGUCGUGUCCUGAACAAAACCCCACACUGUUGGCAGAAUACACGAAGACGAAUGUAAAAUUAGAUUUAUAUGGUAAAGGUAGUCAGGAAAGAGUUUUUGAUGAUAAUGGCGAUGGUGUUGUUAAAUAUCUAAUAAUGCACAUUACUGCAGGAGAAAAACGAUAUACACAAGUUGGGUCAUGGUCCAAAUCUGAAGGCAUCAUCUUCUAUAAAGAUUCGUUAUAUUACUCCGUUAAAGAUUAUAAUUCUGUAUGUCUAACAGAUUAUACAUGCAACAAAUGUUUCUCCGACAAGAUGGAGGAAACAAGUCCUGAACAGUCCACAGAUUGGAAGAUUCCUACUCUGGCUGUGUUAGUUUGUCUUUUGGGUAUUUCUGUAGUCAUCAUAGCCAUUCAGUGUCACCGAUCAUGUCGUGAUAGAAAAUUGCAGGAACCACAUUACGCUGAACCCGAAAACAUGACGGUACAAAACCACAGAAAUGAUCCAGGCAGAAAUGUACCCAAUCAGAUUAGUUCAGAUAUAUAUUUAACAGCCUCGUCCAAUGGGGAUACAGGAUCGCACACUAGUUCGGCAGAUGAAUCAGCAAAACCACCUCAAUAUGCCGACAAACACCAGUACAGUUCUGUUAGUAGUUAAUCACGCAGAACAAGAUGCAAUAGGUCAACAAUCAAUUGACCACCUUCUAUAGGGAUUUAGUUCCUUUUAUUUGUACAUAGUUAUUUUUUUUCAAAACUUUUAUUUCUACUCUGCAUGCCUUAUUGUGUUGGUGAAGCCUUUGUGGACAAGGAUGUCCCUAUUUCGGGCCGAGAAGAUCUUUCGCGACUUUUCAAGAUGGCCUUUCACUCACCAGGGAUCUCGUCUGGGAGGUUGUCUGAUCGUUCUGAUUGAACGAAUGUUUGGUUAAGGCUAAUAACCACGAUUUUAAGGCGGAAUGAUCAGAAAAUAAACCAAAAAUUGUACCUAGGACCAUCUCCAGUUAUGUUGUGGUGUCCCUCAAGGAUCCACCCAAAUGACGUUAUUAUCAUUAUAUAUUUUUUUUAUAUAAUUUCUUGUGUUAUAGUUCACUUUGUGUAUGGCAACAAUAUUGGUAUACAGAUAUCAAAUAAAAUUAACUAGCAUCUGCAAAAUAACACGAAACAUAUACAUGAUUGCUGCCAUAAAACGAGGAUUGAUUAAAAAUAUCAGUUGCAAGAAUACAUCAUCUGUGAAUAUUAACUUUGAAGUAUUUGUUUUACUAAGAACGGAACUGGGUCCGAGGCAUUAACUCAUCUUGCCGUUCUGCUUAUUGUUCUUCAGGUGUCAGAGGGAGAGGCCAGUUGAAGUUCAGUAUACCUGAAACUUUGCAUGGUUGUUCUUGGACAAUUACGCAUCGCAUGACAAUUGCGCAUCGAUUUUUGAUAUAAUGUAACCACUCCAUGAUAGCUGCGAUGACGCCAUGCUCAAUUCGUGGCCCAUAGUACAGUUAGAGCAAUUUUUUCUCUUUUUUUUUUACGAAGAACGACACCCUGAAUUUAUUACAAUGUAUAUAUCCUUAUAGUAUUUUAUUUUUUUUACCCGACAUUCAUGAAUGUAUAUCGAAUUUA